Messenger RNA from Physella acuta, 3454 nucleotides. RefSeq lists its product as uncharacterized. NCBI's taxonomy places the organism in Eukaryota, Metazoa, Mollusca, Gastropoda, Physidae. The record is from RefSeq and is a predicted model, not a curated record.
UGUGAUAUGUGAUGUGUGAUAUGUUCGUGUGACGGGCUGGGGCGGACACCCCCCAACAGGAUGUCCGUGUGUGUAGCCUCACGUCAUUAGCCUGAUGUAGAUAAUUAGCGCUGACGUCACAUCUGGAGAUGAAGCUCAUUUGUUUAGCGGCUUGCAUGGCCAUGUUGAGCAUUGUGACGAGCAGGUCAGCAGACUUGAACUUGGCAACUGUACAAGAGAGUGCCAGCGGGAGGGAACAAGCACGGUCUCGCGCCACAAGAGACGUCACAAGAGACGUCACAGACGACAGUGGCGAGAGUGUGGAGGGGGACAGCCAGGAGGGCAAAACUACGCUCACUGCUCACGUGGCUUCACGGACUGAUGACGUCACACACUCCUACGGUCCGGCGGCCGAUGACGUAAACACGACCGGUGUCAUCGCCUUGAAACCAGCCGGCGUUGGAGGGGAAAACAAAAAUGGCCCGUCGUCAGCCAAACCGUCCAUGCAGCUUAUUGGCAUAGUCGUCGGCAUUGUCCUGGCCAGUGUCCUCAUAACCGGCUUCAUUCGAUGGCGGGUAAAGAAGCACCUGGAGGCCAAGAGAAAACGUAAGCUGGGCGAGGCGGACAGGCCGUCUUUCAGCAAGAAAAUCAUGCCCACCCAGCACAUGGACACGAUAUACGAGUGUGAGGAGACGACCGAGGCCACGCCCUGCCACGUCACAACGGCCCGGGGAAAACACGUCUGCUCCCCCAAACGCGACAAGCGAAAACACAAAAACAAACAUUCGAAGAAAAGAAAGAAACUGGAUGGAGUAGAUCGCCUACUGGGCAGUGAGUCGUCAAAGGUUGGAGGUGACGGGUCGAGGGUUGGAGGUGACGGGUCGAGGCUGUCAUCUCAGUACGACGCAGUCUGGGACAAACGGAUAUACAAUGUCCCCACGGGUCAGCCGGCCUUGAGGAGAUCCAGCCUGCCUGAAGAGAUGCCAUUGACAGGCGGCACCACGCGACUGGACACGCCCCCUGUGACGUCACCGUCCAGAAGUCCGUCGUCUGCCCGGAACAUGAUGAAUUCCAUCAUGAACACAUGGAGUUCAUUGACCUUUAACCGGGAGUGGGUGGGCAGGCGGUGGCUGGAGCGUCACAACCUGCAGAUCCACGAUGUUCUGCGCCAGGGUGGGGCGGGCCAGACCCGCGGGCAAACCACGGCUGCUCCGUGUGACGUCAGGGAGGAUGAGGAGAUGUCCAUAUCUAGCGACACCGUCUCCGUGAAAAGCGACGAGUCGGCUGGUGACUUGAUGGGUCCCGUGAGCCCCCAGCCCCAGGGAGCCAUCACGCAUGACUGGUCACAGCCGUACGUCAUGGACGAGAACGCCAACUUGACCAGCCCGCCCGGAGUGGACGAGACCACGUCGCCAGGGAACAGCGGCGACGACACGAGAGUAGCGUCCCCUUUGUUGAACAGGAGCUACAGGGGCGGGGCCGGUGGUGAGCCGUUGUCCAGAUCUCUGGAGAUGGUGGCACCAAGCGCUAGACGGCUGAACCCCAUCCCUCAGCUCAACCAAAACAUUCAUCGACACUUGCUUUUUGCCGGCCACCAACGUCUGUUCGCCCGUUCCGACGCCAACCUUGGUCGUCAUAGCAACCAGUGUGAGCGCGUCACGGGUAGACACCAGCGGUCGAGCCAAGCACCGAGAAGCCCCAGGUGUGCACGGGGUGAGCAGCUCGGCGCCGACAGCUCGCCCUGCUCGACAAGUUACCCAGGCCAGGAGAACAACUUCUGCACUGACACCAACUUCUGCACUGACACCAACUUCUGCUCUGACACCAACUUCCCCAGCGACAUCCCGCGUCACGAUGGCGUUGUGCUGCACCAGCUGUCAGACGGCUCGAAGAUCAUCAUCCUGCCACCCCCUUACCACAACGACAGCCCCCCGCCCUAUCAUAAAUAACGCGAACAUGCUGGAAUGAUUGGAAAAUUGAUGGAGAGCAUGUAUCUUUAAUUUAUAAUAUAUAGAUCUACAAGAAUUGAAUGAUCAGCGUUUACUUCAUGGCGAUCUCAUCUUUAUAAAUCACCACAACAAAUAAGCCAUUCAAUCAAAUUUGUUGUGGUCCGCAAUGAAAACAAAAGAGAGACUACUCUAAACUCGAAGCCGUGUUCUAGCGGAAAUGGAAAAAAGUGUCAACACAGAAGUAAACUUUGUUUCGUCACAAUAGUUAGAUCUAGAUCUACAUCCCCCAUUCAGGCCAUUGUGCUUUGUCUGAAACUUUGUUGGAAAGGGAAAAAUUCAAGCAAUGAUUAUUAUGUGUUCGCUCUGAUCAUCAGUGAUAUCCUAGCAUGCUUUCCCGGUUCUAUUUUAUCUGACAGUGACAGGUUCUAUUUUAUCUGACUGGAUCUGUUUAUCUGGUUUUAUUUUAUCUGACAGGUUCUAUUUUAUCUGACUGGUUCUAUUUUAUCUGACUGGUUCUAUUUUAUCUGCUAUUUUAAUUAUCUGACUGCUUCUAUUUUAUCUGACUGGUUCUAUUUUAUCUGGUUCUAUUUUAUCUGACUGCUUCUAUUUUAUCUGACUGGUUCUAUUUUAUCUGACUGGUUCUAUUUUAUCUGACUGGUUCUAUUUUAUUUUUAUCUGACUGCUUCUAUUUUAUCUGACUGCUUCUAUUUUAUCUGACUGGAUCUGUUUAUCUGGUUUUAUUUUAUCUGACAGGUUCUAUUUUAUCUGACUGGUUCUAUUUUAUCUGACUGGUUCUAUUUUAUCUGCUAUUUUAAUUAUCUGACUGCUUCUAUUUUAUCUGACUGGUUCUAUUUUAUCUGGUUCUAUUUUAUCUGACUGCUUCUAUUUUAUCUGACUGGUUCUAUUUUAUCUGACUGGUUCUAUUUUAUCUGACUGGUUCUAUUUUAUUUUUAUCUGACUGGUUCUAUUUUAUCUGACUGGUUCUAUUUUAUCUGACUGCUUCUAUUUUAUCUGACUGGAUCUGUUUUAUCUGACUGGUUCUAUUUUAUCUGACUGGGUUCUAUUAGACUGCUGUUCUAAUAUCUGACUGCAACUUAGUUGACUGGUUCUGUUGUCACUAAAACAUGACAUGCCCCUAAAUUUGUAAAACAUGACAUCAUGCCCCUUAUGUUGUAACACAUGACAUCAUGCCCCUUAUGUAGUAUCAAAUGACAUCAUGCCCCUUAUGUUGUAACAAAUGACAUCAUGCCCCUUAUGUUGUAACACAUGACAUCAUGCCCCUUAUGUUGUAACACUUGAGAUUCAAGAGGCUUGUAAGACAUGGCUGUGAUUCAGUAUUAUAUUGUUUAAUUCAUUAAAUAUGCUGUAAUUGUACAUUGUUAUAUUCUCAAUGUAUACCCUAUGUCCUUCACGUUAUAUUCUCAAUGUAUACCCAAUGUCCUUCAAGACUCAUGGAACUAGUAACAAAACGUGGUCCCAAAUUAACAAACGUAAUCCAUAUCCAUCAUUAUCUAACACAGAGUUUC